UGUAGUUCCUAAUAUGUCUUCCCUCUUAAACACUAGUUUGUGUAACACAAAUAUCCAGCCCCAAAUAUAUAGAGUUUUAUGGUAGCAAUAAAGGUGGUGCUAUUUUAUUUUAGCGAAUUACUACAAUAAUGACUGAUAACUGUCAUAUGUGACAAGAGGCCCAUGAAUAGAUAAUUUUUUAAACGGAUCUACCAUGGGACAACUACAGUCGGAAGAGGGAAGGACGCCAUGUCACUAUUUUUUCUAGAUCUAGCUCUAUGUACAUUUUGAUUUGCUGGUCUGGAAAAAAUAAUGUUAUAGAAUACCCAAUGACUUUUUAGUUAAAAAUCAUUUAAAAUGUAUUCAACAUUCAUAUUCUUAGCAUAUUGGAUUGUUUAUUCUGCAGCUCAGCAGUCAAUUGUAGACAAGCUACAAUAUAAUGUUGGAGACACAUUUGAUAUAACUUGUAAUGCAGCCAAAUUUAUAGGUCAACCCCCAACCACAGCUACCUAUUUAUAUUCGCUGAAGUUGAUGAGAAAAACUGCUGCAAAUGAUUACACCUUAAUAGCUUAUUAUAAGCCCUUUGUUGCUCCUGAAGAAAGAAAUUAUUCAAAUCCACUAUUUUCACAUUGGGCUUUUCAAUUCCUGAAUGGUGAAAGUUAUGAAAACAGGCCAUCGAUGAAUCUUAUAGUGACAGUACACUCUUUUCAGUGUACUGAUUCUGGUUUAUAUAAAUGUACUACUCAAGUGGCUGAAAAGGUAUAUGAAACUGUUCCUGUCAACAUAACAGCUAGAGCCAUUGAUUCAACUAGUAAACCAGAAUUCCCAAAAGGUAGUGCUGGUUCAAAUGUUGGUUCUAUAGUGGCUGGUGGAAUUCUUUUAUUGAUCAUUAUUGGUGUUCUAAUCUACUUUUUCGGCAUUCAAAAGAAAAAACAACAAGAUGAAGUUUCUGAAGAUUUUUCCCAGAAGAAAGUAAUUUACGAUCUAUAGGGCAGAUGAUGUAUGUGUCAUAUGUAUCUGUGGCUUAGGAUUAAGGAGGGUGUCAUGUGGCCAGUAUAACGACCAACUGUCUAUACUUUUUCCCAACUAACAUCAGUGUAGCUACUGAUGUAUGGUAAAGACAAGUUUAGUUCACCUUCAGUUUUCUUCUUCAAGCCUCACAAACCACUAAACGAUGACAAUGAUGGCUCAGUCGCCACUGAGUCCACCUAACUCUAAUGUACACUUGACAUUUGUUGUGCUGGCGUCAUGACAAGUAUUUUAACCGUUGGCCACAGAAACAAAUUACAAUUAUAUCAUCUGCCUCAUUGAUCGAAAAGUCUAAGGGUGGCACUUUACUUUUCUUUUUGGUGAAUUCAAACAUGUUAGUUAUAACUAUUAUAUGCUAAGUAAAAAAACGUAAAGCUGAAUCUAAAUGUGUUUCUUUGGAUAAAUUGAUGUGCAAGUA
Biomphalaria glabrata is the source of this 1426-nucleotide messenger RNA. RefSeq lists its product as uncharacterized. The coding region runs from base 337 to 969 and encodes 210 amino acids. The record is from RefSeq and is a predicted model, not a curated record. NCBI's taxonomy places the organism in Eukaryota, Metazoa, Mollusca, Gastropoda, Planorbidae. The transcript has 8 exons.